CAAAAGCUUAUGAAAUCUUUACAUCUCUUCCUUGUCAUUACUUUGUUUGUCUGCGGAACACAGAAGUUGGCAGGCAAUCCAGCUACACCAGUUUUACAAGUCAGUGCAGGAACUGAUGGAACAAUCUUGAAACACUAAUGUCAUGUUAGAGUGAGGAUGAAAUGAGUAAAAGGGAGGGCGUUAUAAAGACCGCCCACUUGAUUUUAUAACCCACGAGACGUUUCCGGGAAUUCAGUUAACACACAAAACAGUGGAUUUAGACCGAGCAGCGAGACAACAGCAGCAGCAGCGAACGCACCACGAGAUGUGGUAGUAUCGCGAGAAUCUACGAGGCAGCAGAAUCCAACAUGGCGAGAUUCAGCACCUGGUGACAGAAUCACGUACGGCACCUCAUCACCCAACACCAAAAAGCACGUGUUUGCAGGUCAAGAUGGAUCAAAAGACGGGGAAUGAGAUGCCUGACUGUGGGACUGUUCCCAAAAACAAAAACACGAAUACAGCCAAAGUAAAGAAGGAGGAAGAUAAUGUUCCCGUGACGGAUAAAGUCAAAGUAAAGAAGGAGGAAGAUGAUGUUCCCGUGAAUGCACAUGAAUAUCACACCUUCACAGUGAAGUUCAAAAAAGGGGGGCGUAAUUUGACUGUGGAGUGUAAACAACCCAGCACGGUGUUGGAGGCCAUAAAGUCAUUUCUGGGGGAAAAAUUUAAGUAUAUUACAUGGGCUGAUGAGAAGCUCUUGAUUAAGUUGGGUGACAUUUAUGCGUCACCUUGUGUUCCAACACAUUUCCCGUGUUCUUGUGUUGAGGAGGGUGAGUGUCUCACCAUUACCACACUUGCCAAACCUGUAGAGGCCAAAAACCCAGAAAGGUACCCAAUCCUACCAAAAGAGCGAUAUUCCAUCUUCUCCAUCAACAAAGAAGGAGGAGAAAACACCAAAUCCAAAGCAAAAGAGGUUUUCAGAGAGACGCAUUACUUGAGUAAGCUGGAGUAUUUCUGUGUUUAUGGGGAGAAGGGAACGACUGUGGAGGAGGCUCUGAAACGAGACGGCCGCUUCGUUGAGGGCCUCACGGACUUCGAAUUGUCAGACGAGAAUAAGCCUGAAACCUUCACCAUGUCCACACAGACUGUAAAUAACCUGCACGACAAGAAGUUCAAGAUAUGUCUCUCCCCAAAAAAAAGCACCGAACCAGUGAAGCAGCCAAAAACUGCAUCAAAGAAUCUACAAAGCAGUAAAUCAAAACCAGAAUCAGAGAUGAAGAAGGGAGGGGAAGAAAAAACCAAUGACAUCAUCGAUUUAGCUGCUAAGAAAACAAUAAGUUUAGGAAAAGCAAUGAAGGAGAAACAGAGUGGGGUUGAUUUAGAGGAGAUCAAUGAACUUCUCCGUAAACAGUUUCCAGAUCUGAAACAGUGGAUGGAGAGCAGGUUCCCUGGCAAGUCUUUUCAGGAAGAACUGGAGCUGAAGAAGGAGAACUUUGGAAAGAUCCAGCAGUCUUUUAGUGAAGUUCACAGAAUAGAGUUGGUGUUGAAGCGCAGUGAGUCUGUUUGUCGGAUAAUGAUCAGUGUUCCCCGUUUAGAAAUCAAGGAACAUCCUCUGGGAACAGGCUUUGUGCUUUUUGACAACUUUGUCUUGACGAAUAGGCACUUAUUUGAUGCAUGGAUCACAGAGGGAAGUGAUGAAUUGUUGACAAAUGUCAGUUUAACGGCACAGUUCCAUUUUAAAAAACCUGGAGACACAGGUCUGGAGUUUCCCGCUAAAGUGAUUUUUCGCAGUGAUACACUAGAUUUCGCUCUACUUAAGCUUGAUGACCAAAAGAAGACAGUCCCACCAGGACUGCUGGAGUGGUUUUGGUCUCCACCAAAGAAAGGUGAGGCCUGUAUUGUUGGUCAUCCAGGUGGAGGAGUGAAGAGGCUGGAUCCUACAUGUGUCAUUGAGAAAAAUCAGCGGGGGUCGGCCGUCCGUCAGAAUUUAGCCAAGUACAAGAUCGAUCCUUUAGUCAUCUACAAUCUCAAUCAAUGCAUGCAAAAUGAUCCAUACGCAGAUAUUUGCGUGACCUACAACACCUCCAUGUAUCACUAUUCCUCCGGCUCCCCAGUGUUUGAUAGUUUUGGGCAAGUUUUUGGUUUACAUAGUGGCAGCUUUCUCUUCGACUAUCCAAUCCCUGGUGAGAGUGUGAUUGAGUAUUGCUAUCCUCUGCUUUACAUAUUUAAAGAGCUUGUGGGGGCCCUAAAGGUACGUGGAUCAACAGAGUUGUUGUUGAGGAUUCAGCAGGAGGCAAAGGGAAACCAAUACUUAGAAAACAUCCUGGCAUCUGUGUUGGGGACAAGUGGACAUGUGGUCCAGACUCGACAGGAUCAGGAGGAAGGGAACGAAGGUGAAUCCCAAGGAGAUACUCGGAGUGUAGAGGAAAUGGAAAUAAAUUAGGUUUCCGGAACUUUCAUGAGGCGAAACAUCUGACAACUAUAUAUAUAUAUAUAUAUAUAUAUAUAUAUAUAUAUAUAUAUAUAUAUAUAUAUAUAUAUAUAUAAAUAUCAUCUGCAAAAAAAGGAAAGAAAAAGGGUUUGAUUGAAUAGAUUUUUGUUACUUUCAUUUUUGUGCGUUGGUUACCGUUGUUGAAAAUAAUUUGUGAUGUCUUGGUACCAAAAUCAGAAAUAUUACUGUUGUUGCAAAGUUUCCUGCUCACAAAGAAGCAUUUUUUUAAACUUGUUUUUAGACUUGUCUGCGUUUUGGAAACCGUUUUGAAUUGUAAAUAGCAACAUUUACGUCAAGAGUUUUAAAGGCCUGUUAAAGCUACUCUAUGCAUUAAUACCAGAUCUGUCCACAUGGGGGCAGCACGUCACAUGAACGUGCAUGAGUCGGUCACUGGCCAAAGACAGGAGGAAGUUCAGCUCUAAGACGCAUUACUAGACGUGCCGGACCGUCCUGACUGGUGGUGGAGUGUCAUCAGCCAGUUUUAUCCCCCCUAAACCAGAAACAGUAAAAAACAAUUAAAAAAAUACCCAAGUGGCCUUAUUUUAUAUGACUAAAAUAAAGAAAAACAUCCUAUGAUGAAAUAAAUAAGUUUUCUGUCAUUUUGUAGAGACUUUAGACCAAUAACAACAUUUUUAUGGCUUUUAACUUGUUGGCUGUGCUUUUACUUUGAAAUAAGAUUGUCUCUUAAAACUGAUCAAUCCUGUGGAGCAAAGGUGAAAUACGGGUUUAUUCUUCUUCAUUAUCUGUGUGUAACAGUAAUAAUGUUUUAUAAACCGUGGAGACAGAAUCGGUGUAAUUAUCAUCUAUUUAAGUUAUUGGUUUAAGUCUAUGUUGGUUGUGUAUGAUGGACGUUUAUAAGGAAUUUGUGAUUAUUCGGAUGUGUUUUAGUUGUAGAAAAGCAACUUUUCCCUUUUUCUUUCAAACUACAUUAUUUAUGUUGCUUUUAAAACACUUUAUGUAACAAAAAUUGUAUGAAUUAUAUGAAAAGUGUUUAAUAAAGUUUGAUGGCUUGAUUUAAAUAAGGUGUCCAGUGGGUUCAUGUUAAAAGACUUAAAUAUAAGAAAGUAUUCUGUCCUCAAUUCAGACUUUUAUCAUCUAUCGGUUACAAAUAAAUAAAAACAAGUCGAUGUUUUAACUGCAGCACUCUGAUAACAGUCUGUUUACAUCUUUUUAUAAAUUAAAUUUAUAGUGAAUUUAAAUUGAAGUCACAGCUACAGUUUACAACAGUUUUCAAGGGUUAAAGGUCAUUGUUUCUGUCACGUAUCGUGGCGUCCAUGAAUGUGGACCAGAGACAGCAAUAGAUGUCUGAGGACAUCAGGAAGAACCUUCUGGACCAGCAUGUUAAAGACUAAAGACCGUCUCCAAGCAGCUGGAUGUCCCUGAGACCACAGUUGGACAUUUUAUUCAGAAGUUUAGGCUCCACAGGACUGUAGACAAUCUGGUAGAGGACACAAGUGGACACCUGAGGACAAACUGAAGAGACGGGUAAUAUAGACACAGAAAAUGGUCUGAAAACAUAUAACUGUGUAACGGAGUUAAAAAUGCAUUUUAUUAAUUAUUAUUUCCAAUUGAUGUUGAGAUAAAUAUAUUUGUGAAUUUUACCUCAA
This is a messenger RNA of Cololabis saira (Pacific saury), 4074 nucleotides long. RefSeq names its product serine protease FAM111A-like. The coding region runs from base 431 to 2419 and encodes 662 amino acids. NCBI's taxonomy places the organism in Eukaryota, Metazoa, Chordata, Actinopteri, Beloniformes, Belonidae. The record is from RefSeq and is a predicted model, not a curated record. The transcript is spliced from 6 exons.